CAGCGACAGCAGCUGUACAACACGAGGUUUUCAGCCUGUUUGGAACACCAAGUUUAGUGGAGCCCGUGGAGCCCAGGCCCAGAGUUGUUUUGAUCUCCAAAAUGCCAGGAAAAUCACUCGUCUUGAGGGCGAAUUCCUCAGAUCCACCGCUCGGAGGAAUCCUGACGGCUGCUUUGGUCAAGAGUAGUCACCAGGUCAAAGUGGAAUAUUCAGGCGAAACCAGUCUUCAACUUCCUGAUGGCUUUGUGUUGGACACUAGUUCCACCAUAAGCAGAUACUUGGCCAGGAUCACGCCUGGGUGCAUCCUCUAUGGAAACAGUGCAAUUGAGAGAUCUGAAGUUGACCACUGGCUGACCUUCAGUCAAGACCUGACUUCUGGAGAUUACGAGACUGGUCUGAAAGAUCUGGACCAGUGCCUAUCUCUGAACACUUACCUGGUUGGGCAUUCCAUAACAAUUGCUGAUCUUUGCGUUUGGGGCGCUCUUUACUAUCACAGGAGCUUUGAUGAAUUAAAGGCUCCUCAAAAUGUUGCUCGUUGGUUCAAACUUGUGAAGUCGUUGAGUGAGCUGCAAGAUGUGCUCCCCACCUUGCCUGACAAGAGUCGCAUAUCACGGGCUGGCUCUGAGAAACCUACUGGUAGGAAAGAGGAAGGAAAAUUCAUCGAUCUUCCUGGAGCAGAAAUGGGCAAAGUGGUUGUUAGAUUUCCACCUGAAGCCAGUGGCUAUUUGCACAUUGGCCAUGCUAAAGCUGCUCUCCUGAACCAGUACUACCAAGAGGCGUUCAAAGGAAAACUUGUCAUGCGCUUUGACGACACCAAUCCUGCCAAGGAGAAAGUGGAUUUUGAGAAGGUCAUCUUGGGAGAUCUGGAGAUGUUGCAGGUUAAGCCAGACGUGUACACCUACACAUCAGACUACUUUGAAUUGAUGCUUAAAAUGUGCGAGGACAUGAUUAAACAAGGCAAGGCUUACGUCGACGACACUGACCCUGAAGUGAUGAAAUCUGAGCGGGAGCAACGCACUGAGUCAAAAAACAGGAGCAACAGCAAUGAGAAGAACUUAAAAAUGUGGGAAGAGAUGAAGAAGGCCACGGAAUAUGGCCAGAAGUGUUGCGUCCGAGCCAAAAUUGACAUGCAGUCUGCCAAUGGCUGCAUGAGAGAUCCCACGAUUUACCGCUGCAAGAGCGAGCCUCAUCCCCGCACUGGAACCAAAUACAAGGUUUACCCAACCUACGAUUUUGCCUGUCCAAUCGUGGACAGCAUUGAGGGUGUGACCCACGCCCUGAGAACAUUGGAGUACCAUGAUCGAGACGACCAGUUUUACUGGUUCAUCGAAGCUCUUGGUCUCAGGAAGCCUUACAUUUGGGAGUACAGCCGGCUCAACAUGACCAAUACCGUUUUGUCCAAGCGAAAACUCACCUGGUUUGUCGACAAUGGCUAUGUUGAUGGAUGGGAUGAUCCGAGGUUCCCAACAGUUCGCGGUGUUCUCCGGAGAGGAAUGACUGUGGAAGGAUUGAAACAGUUCAUCAUCAGCCAAGGCUCUUCUCGCGCGGUCACCAUGAUGGAGUGGGACAAAAUUUGGGCGUUCAACAAGAAAGUCAUCGACCCUGUAGCUCCUCGCUUCACCGCACUGGAGGAAGACCGUCCUGUCACUGUGAACGUGAAGGGUAUCAGGGAAGAAGCCCUGACUGUGGCCAAGCACCCUAAAGACCCGGCUGUUGGUAACAAAACGGUUUGGGUUGGACCCAAGGUUCUCAUUGACAGGGUGGACGCCGAGACCCUGAAGGAAGGAGAAAAUACAACCUUCAUCAACUGGGGCAAUAUCCUCAUCAAAAAGAUCAACAGGUCCAAUGGAGAGAUCACGUCAGUCGAUGCAGAGCCCAAUCUGGAAAACAAGGACUACAAGAAAACUCUGAAAAUCACUUGGCUGGCAGACACCCCUAAGGGGAAGACCAUUCCUUGCGCUUGCGUGUAUUUUGAGCACAUUAUUAGCAAGGCUGUCCUGGGCAAAGAUGAAGAUUUCAAGGAUUAUAUCGGCCAUGAUACAAGGAAUGAUGUUAUGAUGCUUGGAGAUCCUGAAUUAGUCAAUGUGAAAAAGGGGGAUAUCAUUCAGCUCCAGAGGAGAGGCUUCUUCAUUUGUGACAAAGCAUACGAGCCAACUAGCGUGUAUUCUGCCAAGGAUAGUCCCAUUGUUCUCUUCUCCAUUCCUGACGGCCACACCAAGAACAUGCCAUCGACAGGACUUCCAAAGAAACCACAAGAAAUUAGCACAAAGGAGAAGUUGCAGUCAGCAAAGGGGAAAGCAGCUGAAAAGUCCCCUCAAGAAGAGCAGAAGCCUGCACCCUCUACUGGCAACGAGGCGGCAGCUAUUGACAGUACUAUCAAGCAGCAAGGGGACAGAGUCCGGCAGUUAAAGUCUGAGAAGGCAUCAAAGGAGGCUAUUGGAGUGGAGGUAAAGAAGCUGCUGGAACUCAAAGAGAAGUUCAAAGGCGUCACUGGACUUGACUGGAAACCAGACAUCAAGCUCCCAUCCGCUGAGCCAGCAGCACCUGUUGUCAGCUCCAGCGAAUCCGACAUAAGUGCGAAGAUCGCGGAGCAGGGGGAAAAGGUUCGCAAAAUCAAGGGUGAGAAAGCUCCCAAGGACCAGAUAGACGCUGAGGUCAAGGUCCUCUUGGCACUGAAAGCAGAAUACAAAGCUGCUACUGGCACGGACUGGAAACCAGGCGCAAAUCCUCCUACUGCCGCAGCCAAACCAGAGCCAAAAGCCACAGCCAGUGCAGCUGAUAUCAAUGCCCAAAUUGUUGACCAAGGCAACAAAGUCAGAGACCUAAAAAGUCAGAAAGCACCAAAGGACGCGAUCGACUCCGCAGUGAAAGUAUUAUUGGAGCUGAAAAGCAGCUACAAGAACGCGACAGGUACUGACUGGAAGCCAGGAGUGCAAGUAGCUGCACCUGCUCCCAAAUCUGAAGCACCAGCUGCCGCGUCAGCGCCUGACAACAAGUCUGUGGACUCUGUUUUGUCAGAAAUCGCAAAGCAAGGUGACAAAAUCCGCCAGCUGAAGGCUGACAAAGCUGCGAAGAACGUAAUCACCGGUGAAGUGAAAACUUUACUGAGUCUGAAGUCGCAAUACAAGGAGCUGACUGGCCAAGACUGGGAACCAGGCGCAACCGCUCCUAAAGUUGAAGUCCAGACACCAGAAGCGCCAACAAUGGCUGAUCCUGGCAGUGACUUGGCAGAGCAGAUCAACAAGCAGGGUGACAAAGUGAGGGAGCUGAAGGGCAAGUCUGCGCCUAAGGAUGAUGUGGACAAAGAGGUGAAAGUUCUGUUAGACCUGAAGGCGCAGUACAAAGCAGCCACCGGAAAAGAUUUCCAGCCUGCCAACGCUGCUCCAAGGCAAGGAGGAGGCAAGAACAAAGAGAACAAACCAAAGCAAGCGCCCAAGAAGCAAGCUCCAAAAGAGAAGCCAGCCGAGGCUGAUGAUGCACAAGGUGGUUUGAAGAAGCAGACCAGAUUGGGACUGGAGGCAAAGAAGGAAGAAAACCUGUCUGACUGGUACUCGCAGGUCAUCACCAAAGGAGAAAUGAUAGAGUACUACGACGUCAGUGGCUGCUACAUCCUCCGGCCCUGGUCUUAUGCUGUUUGGGAAUCAGUGCAGCGGUGGUUCGAUGCUGAGAUCAAGAAGCUUGGAGUGCAGAACAGCUACUUCCCAAUUUUUGUCUCCAAGAGCGUUCUGGAGAAGGAGAAAACUCACAUUGCUGACUUUGCCCCUGAGGUUGCUUGGGUAACCAAGUCCGGAGACACAGAUUUGGCUGAGCCCAUUGCAGUGAGACCAACUAGUGAGACUGUCAUGUACCCAGCCUAUGCCAAGUGGGUACAAUCGCACAGGGACUUGCCCAUCAAGCUGAACCAGUGGAACAAUGUUGUGAGGUGGGAGUUCAAGCACCCUCAGCCAUUCCUCCGCACUCGCGAGUUCCUCUGGCAGGAAGGUCACACUGCUUACGCCUACCAAAAGGAAGCCGUGGAAGAAGUUUACCAAAUCCUCGACCUCUAUGCUGAGGUGUACCAAGGUCUGAUGGCCAUCCCCGUGGUGAAGGGAAGAAAAACCGAAAAAGAGAAGUUUGCUGGUGGUGACUUCACUACCACCGUUGAGGCGUUUGUGUCCGCCAGUGGUAGAGGCAUCCAGGGUGCUACAUCUCAUCACUUGGGCCAAAACUUCUCAAAAAUGUUUGACAUCGUAUUUGAAGACCCAGAGACAAAAGAUAAGAAAUUCGUGUUCCAAAACUCAUGGGGCAUCACAACUCGAACGAUCGGUGUCAUGAUCAUGGUCCAUUCUGACAACCAAGGAUUGGUUCUGCCACCCAGAGUCGCUUGCGUCCAGAUUGUGAUUGUACCUUGUGGAAUCACCGCCAGCAUGAAGGACGAAGACCGCAAAACCUUGAUCGAUUCGUGUCAGGAGCUGGAAAAGGGCCUGGUCGACGUCCAGGUGAAGGUGAAGGGAGACUACCGAGACAACUACUCUCCUGGCUGGAAAUUCAAUCACUGGGAGCUGAAGGGUGUACCCAUUCGAGUUGAGCUCGGGCCGAAAGAUUUGAAGCAGGGCCAGCUUGUAGCUGUCCGACGAGACACUGGCGAGAAAAUAACCAUCCAAAGAGCGACUGCUGUUGAGGAAUUGAAAAGUCUGUUGGACACCAUUCACCAGAGUAUGCUGGACAAGGCCACCAAAGACCUCAAGGACCACACAAAGCUCUGCAAAAAAUGGGACGAUUUUUGCAAGCAACUGGAAGGCAAAAAUAUCAUUCUGGCCCCAUUCUGUGGCGACAUUCCGUGCGAGGACAGCAUUAAGAAAGACAGUGCCAGAGAGGAGGGCGAAGGUGCCGAACCUGGAGCUCCUGCUAUGGGCGCCAAAGGUCUUUGCAUUCCCUUUGACCAGCCUGCUGAGAUUUCUGCUGCAGACAAAUGCAUCUAUCCAUCCUGCAAGAACAAGCCCAAAUACUACACUCUCUUUGGAAGGAGUUACUAAAUUAUUCCGCUCUUUACUUUGAACUGAUAGGGAUGCGAAAUAAUAAGUAAAAUUCCAAAACAUGA
Messenger RNA from Cloeon dipterum, 5080 nucleotides. It is a transcript of the gene GluProRS, whose product is annotated as Glutamyl-prolyl-tRNA synthetase. Lineage: Eukaryota; Metazoa; Arthropoda; Insecta; Ephemeroptera; Baetidae. Gene Ontology annotation, cellular component: cytoplasm; aminoacyl-tRNA synthetase multienzyme complex. Gene Ontology annotation, molecular function: glutamate-tRNA ligase activity; ATP binding; proline-tRNA ligase activity. The record is from RefSeq and is a predicted model, not a curated record. The transcript is spliced from 22 exons. Bases 102 to 5015 code for a protein of 1637 amino acids. Gene Ontology annotation, biological process: glutamyl-tRNA aminoacylation; prolyl-tRNA aminoacylation; translation.